CGCUCUGCGAGAGGGCGGGGGAGGGAUCGCGAGGGGAGCGUCGUUUUCCUCCGUUCUGGCACCCUGGGACGCCGUCGGGCCUCGCCGCAUGAGGGCACCGGCCGGGAGUUAGGAGCGGGACAAUCCUCCUCCGUACAUCCGCCCCGUCCAUCCGAGGCGAGAGAGCUUUCAGCGGACAGUGGGGUAAUCGCUUCCCCUUGCCCGGCGCGCAGCCGCUGUCCCCUUUCAGCGGGAGCUGGGAUCCCUUCACCGUCUCUCUUGAGGCUGUGCCCUCUGCCCUGCCCGCUGCCGCCAAGCCGUCUGUCCCGAGGAGGGAGCCUGACACUUGUUGCUGUCGCGAUGGUCACCGGUCCGGCCGCGUAGACAGGGACCGCCAAACCCACCGCGGGAGAAGAUCGCUGCGGCUGGUGUCGAGGGCCUGACCCCCCUGGGGGCUCCCGGGUGAUCUCGGAGUGUUGGUUCCUCUCAGCGCCCGGCGGUGACGGCGUGAGGACUUCCCUCAGCCCUCGAGGGGAUCGCGCCCACAGGACCGCCCGCCCCGGAUGGUUACGGCGGGCUGAGAGAGCAUCGUCGGACGCCGCCCGUCCCAUCCCUCCUCCUGGUCGCCUGUAGGCUGGUAUCCCUCGGCAUAAAGAAAAAUGUCCUUCUUCAACUUUCGUAAGAUCUUCAAGCUGGGUGGUGAGAAGAAGAAGAAACAAUACGAGCACGUCAAGAGGGAUUUGAACCCUGAGGAGUUCUGGGAAAUUAUAGGAGAGCUGGGAGAUGGUGCUUUCGGUAAAGUGUUCAAGGCUCAGAACAAAGAAACAAAAGUACUGGCUGCUGCAAAGGUGAUUGAUACUAAAUCAGAAGAAGAACUUGAGGAUUACAUGGUUGAGAUUGAUAUUUUAGCAUCCUGUGAUCAUCCUAAUAUCGUUAAACUACUAGAUGCCUUCUACUAUGAAAAUAAUCUGUGGAUCCUGAUUGAAUUCUGUGCAGGUGGAGCAGUAGAUGCAGUAAUGCUGGAGCUUGAAAGGCCAUUAACAGAGCCACAGAUCAAAGUGGUGUGCAGGCAGACACUGGAAGCAUUGAACUACUUGCAUGAAAAUAAGAUCAUUCACAGAGAUCUAAAAGCUGGCAAUAUUCUUUUCACGUUAGAUGGAGACAUUAAACUAGCGGAUUUUGGAGUAUCAGCCAAAAACACGAGAACAAUACAAAGAAGAGAUUCUUUUAUUGGUACACCAUACUGGAUGGCUCCAGAAGUAGUAAUGUGUGAGACCUCUAAAGACAGGCCUUACGAUUACAAGGCAGAUAUUUGGUCACUUGGCAUUACUUUAAUAGAAAUGGCUCAAAUAGAGCCACCUCAUCAUGAGUUAAAUCCAAUGCGAGUGCUUCUGAAAAUAGCAAAAUCUGAUCCACCUACAUUAGCACAGCCUUCAAAGUGGUCAGCAGAUUUUAAAGAUUUUCUGAAGAGAUGUUUGGAAAAAAAUGUGGAUGCAAGGUGGAGUGCAACUCAGCUUCUACAGCAUCCAUUUGUUACUGUUACUUCAAAUAAACCGAUAAGAGAACUGAUUGCAGAAGCUAAGGCUGAAGUUACAGAAGAAGUUGAAGAUGGUAAAGAUGAGGAUGAAGAAGAGGAAACAGAUAACUCCCUGCAGCUACCUGCUGAGAAGCGUGCAUCUUCUGACCUUAGUAUUGCCAGCUCUGAAGAGGACAAACUUUCACAGAAUGCCUCUGUUCUGGAAUCUCUCUCUGAGAAAACAGAAAGUAAUGCAAUUGAGGACAAAGCCAGCACUGUAUUUCCAGAUGACAAAACAACUGGAGAUGAAUCCGAGGACGUUAAAUUUAAGAAACCAGCUGAUGCCAUAUGUGAUAGUGCUGUUGGUGGUAUAAAAGUGCAGAAUGGUUCUGUGCCAACUGGUGAAAAUGAGCGUGGCAAAAACGUUCCAGCUGAAAAGGAUACAGAAAGCACGGAAGAACAGCAUGAAGAUACAGAACCCCAGAAAGAAGGGAAGGAAACCCUGGUAGCAAAACCAGAAAUACAGGAUGAACCCAAGCUAAAUAUAGCAAAAGAAAAUGACAUGAGAAAUGAAGAGGCAGAAGAUAAUAAACUGAAAAUAGUACCUACAACUGAAAAUAGUGUAGCAACUGAAACAAUUUCUAAGGAAACUGGUGAAAAAGAAGAGAACAGAAUAGAGCUCUCAGAAAACAAGGAAGAAAAGGCCCCUGCAGAAAAUACUACAGAGCAAAAGGAAGAUAAAGGUGAAGCUCAGGAAGAGCUGAUAGCAGACACAACUACAGAAAAUCUACCUAAUGCUGCAGAUAAAAUGGCUGAUGAAGAAAAGGAACUAAUAAAACAUGGAAUUGACAACAUUAAGGAGAUAGGUGAUGUUGCUGAAACACGGAUCAGUGAUGGGGAUAAAAUACCUGAGACUGUGGAUAAGCCAGUGGAAAGUCAGGUUAAGCAGGUCCAUGAGAUAAUCAGCUCUGAAGAAACUCUGUCGGAAAGCCUUGAUAAAGCAAGCAAGGCAGACGAGAAAUGGGCAGAAAGUGAAAAUGAGGAUAUUAGUAAUAUAAGCAGAAUGGAGGAAAAAGAGAUGAAAGACUCCUGCAAAGAUGAGGUAGACCAGGAGGCAACACAGAGGAAGCCUGAGGAUAUUUCUAAUGACGUGGUGGAUAAACUGGCUGAUACGCACCAAGGUUCAGAAGAGCACGGACCUGAGAAUAUCCAGGAGAACAACAUUCAGCUGGGCAAGGAACAUUUGGAAAUUACUUCUGAUGACAUUACAAAACAUAAGCUGCAAGACACUGUCAAUGAACAAGCUGAUGACUCUGACGUCACACCAGUCCCCAGUAUUAGCAUUAACGCUGAAGAAACUCAGGAGAAGGUCAAAACAGAGAAUCGAGACAACACCGAAGCUUUACAGCAGCUAGAAUCAGAAAGUGUAAAGGAAAACGAUGCCGAUUCAGGCACUGGUUCUACAGCUGAUAACAGCAGCAUUGAUUUGAACUUGUCAAUUUCCAGUUUCCUUAGUAAAAACAAAGAGACAGGAUCAAUAUCUUUACAGGAAACAAGAAGACAGAAGAAAACUUUAAAGAAGACUCGGAAGUUUGUUGUUGAUGGAGUAGAAGUGAGUGUAACCACAUCAAAAAUAGUGACUGAGAAUGACUCCAAAAGCGAAGAAAUGCGGUUCCUACGACGUCAAGAGCUAAGAGAGCUGAGACUUCUUCAGAAGGAAGAGCAGAGAGCCCAACAGCAACUCAGUAAUAAGCUAUUACAACAGCGAGAGCAGAUAUACAGACGUUUUGAACAGGAAAUGACAAGUAAAAAACGGCAGUAUGAUCAAGAAAUAGAAAAUCUGGAAAAGCAGCAGAAGCAGACAAUAGAGCGCUUGGAACAGGAACACACAAACCGGUUACGAGACGAAGCAAAACGCAUCAAAGCAGAACAGGAGAAGGAGUUGUCCAAAUUCCAGAACAUGCUGAAGAACAAGAAAAAAGAGGUUUUAUGUGAAGUGGAGAAAGCACCAAAAGAGCUGAGAAAAGAGCUCAUGAAACGCAAGAAAGAGGAGCUUGCACAAAGCCAGCAUGCUCAGGAGCAGGAAUUUGUGCAGAAGCAGCAGCAAGAACUGGAUGCAUCUCUGAAGAAGAUUAUUCAGCAGCAGAAGACAGAACUAGCCACUAUCGAGCGAGAUUGCCUCAACAACAAACAGCAGCUCAUGAGAGCUCGUGAAGCUGCGAUCUGGGAGCUGGAAGAGCGACACCUGCAAGAGAAGCACCAGCUCCUCAAGCAGCAGCUCAAAGAUCAGUACUUCAUGCAGAGACAUCAGCUGCUUAAGAGGCAUGAAAAAGAGACAGAACAGAUGCAGAGAUACAAUCAGCGCCUUAUCGAGGAGCUGAAGAACAAGCACACGCAGGAAAGAGCCAGGCUGCCCAAGAUCCAGCGCAGCGAGGCCAAGACUCGGAUGGCUAUGUUCAAGAAGAGUUUAAGAAUCAAUUCCUUAGCCUCUCCAGAUCAGGACCGUGAGAAAAUCAAGCAGUUUGCUAUUCAAGAAGAAAAGAGGCAGAAAAACGAGAGACUGGCUCAGCAUCAGAAACACGAAAACCAAAUGCGAGACCUCCAGCUGCAGUGUGAAGCAAACAUCAGAGAACUACAUCAGCUACAGAAUGAAAAAUGCCAUCUACUGGUUGAGCACGAGACUCAGAAGCUAAAAGAGCUGGAUGAAGAGCACAGCCAAGAACUGAAGGAAUGGAGAGAGAAACUGAGACCAAGAAAAAAGACGCUGGAGGAAGAAUUUGCCAGGAAAUUGCAGGAGCAAGAGGUUUUCUUUAAAAUGACUGGAGAAUCCGAAUGCCUUAACCCUUCCACACAGAGCCGGAUUUCCAAAUUCUAUCCCAUCCCCAGCCUUCACUCCACUGGCUCAUAACUCUGGGAACUGCUGUAGGUUUGGUUUGGUUUAUUUUUCAUAACAGAAUUCUCCAUCCUCACUGUCUAAUCUGACUUGAUCUGUGGUGUGCAUCAAAGGACCUGGCGCUUUCUGUUUUCAGUGGAGACAAUCAGUGUCACGGUCAGUUUCUUCACUUCUCCGAGCGGGAGAAGAAGUUGUUGCUGUACAAUGGUAACGUUACCUCCUUCAGAUGCUUCAAGAAUAAGUGGGGGGUUUAUCUCAGUCUCACAAAGUAUCUUAUCUAUGGGUUUGACUUUAAGCCUCAAAUAUUAAUUAUACUCUUUCUGGUCACACAGAAAAAGAAAGAAAGGAGUUUCUGGUGUGAACAUUUAAAUGGUGUAACAUAAGUUCUGCUGCUGUAGUUUUAAGCGUCCACAUUUCUCCAGGAGAAAAUUCCACAACUGAACCUGCUGUGAGAGGUUUAAACGUUGGUAUUGUUGAACAGCAUUUCGAUAGCCAGGACCGAAACUAAUUACCUGGGAAUACACCAAUAAUCAGGAAAGUAACCCCUCGCGUUUGAACGUGGUCAGUGAAAGCUAUAAAGCCUUUGCAACCUCCUCUGAAAAGAAACCUCUGGCAUAAAUGAAGCUGAGCUGAUCUCCAUGACGUGUUUUGUCCUUUAGUUCCAUAACAAAGUGGGGUGCUAGUUUGAUUAAUACAGUGCCUGAAACGCUUAGAUAGGCUAAUCCUGGCAACAGAGUAGCGUUCGAAAGGAACAAAACUCCCUUAGCCUUGUCGUUACUGUACAAAACAGAAGAUUUCUUGCUGCUACUGCCAUUUGUUGUUGUUGUAAAAUCCUCACCCUAAAAUAUUUUGCACUAAAAUAUGUAAAGGUGAAAGAAAUGCUAACUUUAAAAUGCACAGUUUGUUAUUUUUCCUUAGCUAUUACAGGUGGGUCAGUCCUGCAAAUGGAGAAGCUGUAGAAUGUAUUUUGUUAGGAAGCAGUCUGCAAAUGCAUAGGGGUUUCUCUAACCAUACCUGGAGUGGGUAGAGCCAUUUUUCUGUUCCUACCAAAGCCUGUUCAUCUGAACUGUGGAGUGGAGGUGGGUGGGGUGGUCAUAUUCACAAAAAAAACAUGGCUGAUGUCUGAUUUGAUUAGAAGGGGGAGAUUGGGGUUUUUUUAAUCUAUUUUACUCAUUUUGUAGAAAGGUUUCAGUUAAAUAUAUAGGAAAACUGCUUUAUGAAGCUGGGUUUUUGUGCUGCCAUGUCCUAACAUAGGUGGGGUUUAUUUCUCAAGUUCAUAGAUGUACGAUAAGUUAUUUACCUGACUGACCUGCAGUGGGCAAAAAAAGCCUGAACUCUUUCUCCUGUAGCUGGAAGGGAAAGGCAGCUGGAUCAGGUCACACUCACUGCACUCCUUUUGCUGGUUGAGUUUGAGGCAUAUCAAGGCAGUAUUACAGGCUGGACUUGGGUAUGCUGGAGUUCAAUUUGUACAAAGCUCUUUGCUUUCUGCCAUUCGAGGCCUGGCUUUGUAGUCUCUUUGGUUAUCAACUGUAAAGGCUUUGUUUCGCUAGCUUGCGUUGAGCGCGUGGCUGGUGCCCAGUACACCACGUCCAUGUUACGGGAACGGUGUUCAUGCAUGGGAACAAACUCCUUAACUAACACAGGACUUCACUCGGAUGUGGUUGAAAUCUUGGGAUGCUGAAAUCCUUGGACCUUGAACUGGUAUCUUCUCAAUGAAGACUCUCCAUUUACAGCACAGAAAAACCCCCAAACUUGGGAAGAUGCAUGUUUUAAUUUAAAUUUUGUAACUUUUUGAUAGGAUAAUGAAUAGCUAGCCUUAAUUUUUUUGGCAUUUUAUUAUCUAACUGUGUAUUGUGUACUGUUGUAAAUUCACUUACCAUAUCUCUAGAAUGUUACCUGUUGCUGAAUGCAAAGUUUACUCCGUGGGGUGAAAAAUAUCUUUGAAGGCCUUUCACUUUUCAAGCUCCACCAUCAUAAAUUGACUGUUAGGAAAAUAACAUUUAAAUAAUCUUUAAUCUCCGUGUUAAACAGAAUUUGUUUUGCAGUUCCACAUGGAUUAUUGGAAAAGGAGUCAGGGCAGGCAGAUUUCCUCUAACCUUUGUCCACAUGAAGUCCUCAGAGGAAAAUAUUCAUUCUCCUUCUAUUUUUUUGGCAGUUUGAGUGGCAACUUGCUGAUACACAGGAGCUUGCUCUUUACCUCUGUCUAGAUCUUUCAUCUGAAGAUCCUUUCCCCCCCAGCUCCUGCAGCCUGAUCUCACUGUAAAUUGUACAAACAAGUGAUUGAGUUCUGUUGUGGAAAGACGGAUCAAAUGUAGGGGUGGAAGCCUCUGUGGGUGUUUGGUUAGGUCGCCAGGUGUGGAGGGAGCAUUGUUAAGUAGUCGCAGCUUUGUGAACUGUGCUGAGAUUUGGUGUCAAGCAUGAAAAUAGGUUUGUCUGGGGGGUGGCAGGAACUGGCCUAGGUAUCUACAUGUUUAGACCAAAAAAAAUCGUCUUUAAGUAUUUCUUCCUCUUUUACUACAUCAUAAAUACUGUCCUCAGGUAAAUGAGAAAGGAGAAUUGGGCACAUGAAUUGCAGAGCAAGUGGUUGUCCUCCUCUAUUUGCAACUGAUUCUCAUAAGCAUCCUGCCUGCAGGCCCACAGCCUCUAAGAUUCCCACCUCACAACUUGCUCUUCCUGAGCUCUGGAAGUAGAUUUUUGGCAUCUGCUAAGUGAGCUUUCUUGGGUUAGGACCUUCUAAGUGGAGGAGCCAGCAGCUCUACUUGCAUCCCAGCAGGUACUAGAACUCAGCUCGUUGCAGGAUUUUAUAGCCCUCUGCUGAUGGAACACUGCCAGCAGCCCAGGCAGAUCUGUGGCUAACUGAACCUCAGGUGGUCUUGUGCCCUUGGUUCUUAUGAGGUUCUGCAUCCUGAAUAAAUUCUGCAUCUCACCUGGGUGGGGCUGUCUGGGGAGGGGUUACCAGCCACGGAGAACAUGGCCUGUGUCUCAGCCCAACCUGCAUGCCCAAGGGGCACUCUGCUCUUUACUUUGGUGAAGGGCAGAUGCUGCAGCAUUUGUUCCUUUCUGAUUCCCAUGCACAAAAUGUAGUUCCGUUUUUUUAGGCACUCUGCUGUAUACUUGAGAAUUGUACAUGGCAUGAGAAGAUAGAAUACUGAAGUUGUUAUGACUGAUUAGGUAGAUCCUGAUUUACUGACAUCUUCAAAAGGAAAACUUUGAAUCGAUGCCUGAACUCAAAUUCAGUACUGUGCUGUCCUGAUGAAUGGUGCUCACUCAAAGUGGUUUGUUUGGGUUUUUUUCCCACAGCCUUCCAAAGCUGCAUCCUUUAAUUUUCUUGGUGUGGUUUUGGUUUGUUCUGAAUUAUUUAAGCUAAUAUCCUUUAAAAGUUAAAUCAAUGGGUAUUCAAUAUCAACUUAAUCACAUGGUUAAGAAAUGGUGUCCUCCUAUCCCAGAGAACUUUCUCUGUGAGAACUCCAGGCUAUGUCAGUUUUUCCUUAAAAAAUGUGAAGAUGAGCAGCUUAACCAAGAGAGAGACAAAAAAUGCAUUAAUGUGAUUGCUUUCAUCACACCACAGGGUCUUUCAUGACUGCGGCACCACAAAGGAGGUUUAGAAUGAUUCUCCACCUCAAAAAGUAUCUGUCUUGCAAAUAUUUCAGGGAUGGCUUUGGUACAGGAAAGAUUUGAAUACAAGUUUUUGCAGUUCAAGCACUUAAAUCUGCUUUUAAGUAGCCUGAUUUUCAGAGCUGCUGCAUAGCCACAGUUCCUAGAACCUGAGAAAUGUUUGUCUUCGCUCAAAACCAGGGAACAGACUUCAGUGUGCAAAUAAAUUCAGCAUUAAUAGCUGCCCCUGAACUGCUUCUUUUUGUUUGAUCUGCCGUGGGGAAGUAGGCCAAGCUUUUGAGGCCACUGCAGGAAAAGGCGGUGAGGAGGAUGGUCACUGUGUAGGCAGCUGCAGUUGUAGUUGAAUGCUGACACUGACAAUCUGGUCACUUUACUGCAAAUUCUGUACUUUGGAUCUCCAGAAAUUCUUUGUGUUGAUGUGUCCACACAUACUGCCUGUUCCCAAACUACUCCUGCCAUGGGUGUGGCAGAUACAACACAAGGUCAGGGAAUUAACCUUCCUCAUUCACAGGCAAGCCAAGGCUUGGGUGCCCUGUAGCUUCUCAGUCUUACAAGAUGAGAACAGAUGGAAGGGAAGAAGACAAAAGAAACUUUGCAUUAUUUCUCCAUAUUGCUUACAGAGCUUUUAGUUGUUCUCCAUCCCCUUUCUCUCACCUCAAUCCUGAUACUUCCAUUCCUGUAGCUACUUCUGCACUUCUGGGCAGUCAGUGGUGCCAGAGAAAGAAGACAGCCUCUUAGAUAAGAACAUGUGCAAAACCAGCAGAAAGGAGCAUGGUUGAGCCCAAAGAUACUCAAAGUUUUCAGUAUCUCUUCCACCCUUAGCAAGUUAGGUGGUGAAGCCUCUUUCUUACCAAUUAUCAAACCUAAAAUAAUGCAAAUUACAGAAACUAGAAAGGGACAUUGAGAAAUGUUGAACUGUCAUACCCCAGUUCUCUGUGAGAAAGCCAAGCAGAGUGCUCUUCCCUGCUGAAGCACACCCAGGAGGCACCUCCAGUCUCCUCUUGUCCCAGCAGUUGUUUGAAUGGUUUAUGUUAAAUCCAAACCAAGUUAUUUUUUGCCUUACAGAAAGCAACUGAAAGUCAUGAGAUGGAUGAAUAAGUGGGCUAAGGGUCUCUGUAUGUACAGCUCAUGGAAGUGAACUUGCAGCAGUAGCAGCCACACAACAGGGUUGGGGUCCUUUUUUUGGUCUUGUUUUUGAAAGCAAUUUGAUUUCAUGGCUUUCUGUAGAAUACUGUAAUAAUGCUGCUGUAAAUACAAUAAAAUCACAGUUUGCUGA
Molecule: messenger RNA, 9279 nt
Organism: Pogoniulus pusillus (Red-fronted tinkerbird)
Lineage: Eukaryota; Metazoa; Chordata; Aves; Piciformes; Lybiidae
Gene: SLK
Product: STE20 like kinase
Exons: 19
Coding region: 639-4403 (1254 amino acids)
Biological process (GO): protein phosphorylation
Molecular function (GO): protein binding; protein serine/threonine kinase activity; ATP binding
Source: RefSeq, a predicted model, not a curated record